This is a messenger RNA of Pipistrellus kuhlii (Kuhl's pipistrelle), 1628 nucleotides long. RefSeq names its product solute carrier family 18 member B1 (gene SLC18B1). NCBI's taxonomy places the organism in Eukaryota, Metazoa, Chordata, Mammalia, Chiroptera, Vespertilionidae. Bases 147 to 1559 code for a protein of 470 amino acids. The record is from RefSeq and is a predicted model, not a curated record. The transcript has 14 exons. Gene Ontology annotation, molecular function: transmembrane transporter activity. Gene Ontology annotation, biological process: transmembrane transport.
CUGCCCCGCCUCCAGGAGCGGCUGCUUGGAGCUGGGGGCGAGGCUGCCGGCGGGCCAGCGGGACACCGGGCACCGCUGAGCAGACUCCGCCCGCCGCCCGGGCUUCCGCCGGCCCCCUCCCCGGAGCAGGAGUCCGCGCACCGGGCAUGGACGCGCCGGGGGACGCGGAGGGCCCAUCCCCUCCAGAGGGUGACGGGGAGCAGCGCCUCGGAGGCUCAGAUGAUGACCCUGCAGCGAGUGCCAGAGGGACACCCAGCCGGCUUUCCAGAGAGCAGCUUUUUGUCCUGAUAUCUGCUGCUUCCUUGAACUUGGGCUGCAUGAUGUCCUAUUCCAUCCUUGGACCCUUUUUCCCCAAGGAGGCUGAAAAGAAAGGAGCCAGCAAUACAGUUAUCGGGAUGAUCUUUGGAUGCUAUGCUUUGUUUGAACUGCUGGCGUCUUUAUUCUUUGGAAAAUAUCUUGUACAAAUUGGAGCAAAAUUCAUGUUUGUAUCAGGAAUGUUUGUCUCAGGAGGAGUCACAAUUAUCUUUGGUUUAUUGGACCAAGUUCCAGACGGACCGAUAUUUAUUACUAUGUGUUUUCUAGUGAGAAUAACAGAUGCAAUAAGCUUUUCUGCAGCAAUAACUGCAUCUUUUUCUAUCCUCGCAAAGGCUUUCCCAAAUCAUGUGGCUACAGUAUUGGGAAGUCUUGAGAUUUUUUCUGGACUGGGAUUAGUGCUAGGGCCUCCUUUAGGUGGCUUCUUGUAUCAAUCCUUUGGCUAUGAGGUGCCUUUUAUUUUGCUUGGAUGCAUAAUUUUGCUGAUGGUACCACUCACCAUGUACAUUUUGCCUAGUUAUGAAGAGUCUAAUCCAGGUCAUCACUCAUUCUGGAAACUCAUCAGUUUACCCAAGGUCGCGCUCAUAACCCUCAUCAUCACCUCGCUCAGCGCCUGCUUCGGCUUCCUUGACCCGACUCUGUCUCUCUUUGUUUUGAAGAAGUUUAACUUACCAGCUGGACAUGUAGGACUGGUAUUCCUGGGUUUGGCACUAUCCUACACCAUUUCUUCACCAUUCUGUGGUCUACUAAGCGAUAAAAUGCCCCAUCUACGGAAAUGGUUUCUGGUUUUUGGAAACAUAAUCACAGCAGGAUGCUACAUGCUGUUAGGACCAGUUCCAUUCUUGCACAUUCAAAGUCAGCUGUGGCUGCUGGUGCUGAUGUUAGUCAUCAUUGGCAUUUCCUCUGGAAUGAGUACAAUCCCAACUUUCCCGGAGAUUAUCAGUUGCGCUCAUGAAAAUGGAUUUGAAGAAGGAUUAAGUACACUGGCACUCGUGUCAGGUCUCUUCAGUGCAGUGUGGUCUGUUGGUGCUUUUAUGGGACCAACACUGGGUGGAUUUCUGUAUGAGAAAAUUGGUUUUGAAUGGGCAGCAGCUGUACAAGGUCUGUGGGCUCUGACAAGUGGACUAUUGAUGGGCUUGUUUUAUCUAUUGGAGUACUCAAGGAGAAGAACAAGAUCAAACCUUGAAAAUAUCGUUGGUACAGAGGAGGAGCAAAGACCUCUCUUGCCUGAUGAAAACCAGCCUUGAGACCUUGGAGAUACGGGGUUGGGAGAUGGAUGUUCCUGCCUUGAACAUUAAAAUCGGAAAAUUUGAAAA